This is a messenger RNA of Zerene cesonia (dogface butterfly), 2953 nucleotides long. RefSeq names its product facilitated trehalose transporter Tret1-like. The transcript is spliced from 4 exons. Lineage: Eukaryota; Metazoa; Arthropoda; Insecta; Lepidoptera; Pieridae. Gene Ontology annotation, molecular function: transmembrane transporter activity. Gene Ontology annotation, biological process: transmembrane transport. The record is from RefSeq and is a predicted model, not a curated record. Gene Ontology annotation, cellular component: membrane. The coding region runs from base 534 to 1946 and encodes 470 amino acids.
UACAUAUUACGAUAAUUGUCCCAGAAACAACUACUCACAUGAGAAAAUGAUAAGGUGCCUUGAAAUACAAACAUGGAUAAAGGUUAACAACUUGGGAAAAGUCAGCUACACUUCUUUCGCAAGAUUUACAUAAAAAUUAACCGAUGCGCUUCGACUAUGAGGCUCUGACGUUAUCAGUCUCUUUGGCCAGAUCGCAAUAAAUGAUAACACAAAAUACAGCGUGGUUUUAUCUGUGGCGGCGCACAGACACGCUCGCGGCGCCCCGCAGCGGCCGUCGGCUGGCAAAUAUUGACAGCUGAAACCGUCAACAAAAUGAGAAUUCAUUCCGCAUAAACACGACCACGGACCAACGAUCAGUUACCAUUCACGAUCACGGCGAAACGCGAAUAGCACGUGGGGAUCUAAUAUUAGAACGAAGAUACUCGUUUCCAAAACAUAACACAAUACGGACACAGUGUUCGCCCACAUGGACUGUAUAGCCGGUACAGAGCAAUUAUAAAUGGUUUUUACAAGAAAUUGUGUGAAUAUAAACAAUGAUAAUCAGCCGCAAAUGGAGGGAAUAUGUCACUGCACUCAGUGCGACUUUGAUCACGGCGGCGGCUGGUACUACAGUGGGUUGGACCUCACCCACGCUUCCCAAGUUACUAGCGAAGAACUCGCCUAUAGAAACAUCGCCAGAUCAGAGCUCAUGGAUCGCCUCUCUUAUGAUAUUGGCUUCAGCUGUCAGUCCAAUCCCUGCGUCGUACUUGGCCGACAGGAUAGGUACAAAAAGAACACUCCUGCUUGCUUCGAUACCGUACAUAAUGGGGUGGAUCCUCGUGAUGCUUGCAAACAAUGUGCCCACAAUAUACGCCGCUCGCCUCAUAUCAGGGCUCGGCUACGGCAUCGCCUACACCGCAGCGCCUAUGUACCUUGGAGAAAUCGCUUCCAAUGAAGUGAGGGGUGCUAUGGCAACUCUUAUCACAGUUAUGUCCAAGUUUGGAAUCCUGUCGCAAUACUGCAUUGGACCAUACGUGUCGAUGCUGGGACUGGCAAGUUUUAAUAUAGCAAUACCUAUUCUAUUCGUGGUGACAUUUAGUGCGAUGCCCGAGUCUCCCUACUAUUACCUCAAAUCCGGGCAGAACAACCUGGCUGAAAAAUCAUUAAAAAAAUUAAGAGGUCGAGACUAUAUGUUGGAAGAACUCGAAAGCAUGACUCAUCUCGUAAACGAAAACAUGAAGGAGAAGAGCCGGUGGAAGGAUCUUGUCACCGUCGGUGGAAACAAAAAAGGAUUGAUUAUAUUAUUAGGAAUAUAUUUUACUCAGCAGUUUUGUGGAAGUACAGCCAUAAUAUCUUAUGCGGAACAAAUAUUUGGAGCAGCCGAAGGUGGCUUGGGUCCACAAGAGUCAUGCAUACUAUUUGGUUCCGUUCAGCUCCUGACAUCUGCGGUGUCAUCCCAAUUAGUGGACAGGUUAGGGAGGAAACCACUGCUAUUGGUGUCUUCGUGUGGAGUCGGUAUAGCAAAUAUUAUUAUAGGCGCGUAUUUCUUUAUGAAACAUGAGAAUAGUGAAUAUAUCGUUAGUUUAAGGUUUAUUCCUAUCGUUGUGAUACCAAUAUUUAUAUUCUCUUAUACAAUAGGUUUAGCCACGGUACCUUUCGCUAUUACGUCGGAAAUAUUUCCCACUAACAUCAAAUCAAAAGCGACAUGUAUUAUUCAGAUAUGCGUGGCAAUUAUGACAUUUGCUGUUACAAAGUUAUAUCAAGUAAUUGCCGACAAUUUGGGUAAUUACGUAGCGUUUUGGUGUUUUGCCUUACUGUCCGUCGGUGGCGUUAUUUUUAUACUAAUAUUACUUCCCGAAACUAAAGGGCAGUCUUUUGCUGCAAUACAGGAAAAGUUAUACAGUAGUGAAAAAGUUGUGUAUGAGAAAAGAGACGGUGAUGUCGCGAGAGUACGAAUUAAUUUAUGAAAAUUUUAUGUAUUACAACGUCAAUUGCUUAUUUGAUGUACUUAAUGCUUCCGUCCUGUAUAUUUAUUGAUAAGCAUUCCGCAUUUAAAUGAGCCUAACAACAAUCGGCUCAAAUUCUCUUAUUUACUCACUAAUUCUAUAAGUGCACCUAUGAAAACAAUUUCUCAAAUGUUCGAAUAUCUAUAAUCAUAGCAUCAUUGGCGUCUUUCACAUUCAUGUCUUGUUUGUCAUCAUGCAUAGGUGUGCUCAAAGAAAAGAACGAUUUUAAAAUAUUAUUCAAAUCUACAGAUUUUUAUAAUGUUUGAUUACUUAAAAUAUGAAUAGAACAAACUAUAUAACAUUAGUGUAGCUGGAUUUUCGAGACCAUUAGUUGUAAGUGAAAAAAUGGAAAUAGCAUAGUAUUAUUUCUAAUUUUAUAUAUGUAUGCCAAAAAUGUAUAGACAAAAAACGGCAAGGUGAUUAAUACCUACUUAAAUUGCCUGUAAAGUAUUUACAGCUGGUAAAAAAGAUAGUAUUGUUAGAAUUCUUUGUUAAAAUUACGAUUUUUUUUAACAUUCAAUAUUAGCUAAGAUGUGCAUCAUGAUAUAUGUUUUUUUAUUUAAAUAAUAAUUUAUAUAUAAAUAGAAGUAUGCGAACAGAAAGCCUUACAAUGCGAUUUUAGGUAUAUACGUAUAUAAAUCUUCAUAAUUAAUAAAUACAUACUAACGAAAGUCGGUAUUAUAAAAAAUGGGAAAGAAUUAAAUCUAGGUGUAUUUUUAUAUUUAAUAUUUUUCUACUCUACUGGAUUUGAAAUGCCUUGCAAUUUCUUAGAGUAGCCUAAAACUGAACGAAUUAAUAUGAAUACUAUAAUUAAUAAUAAAUGAAUAUAUGCCAAUGUGAUGUUAAACAUUCCUAGUGCCUUACUUAUUGCGUGCCAUUUUCAUCUGUUGUGCAAUCUCGGUUAUUUUAAUAAAGGGAAUCUAACAUUAGAAUACUUUUAGGAGAAUAAAAAUAUUUUUGAUUGUUUA